Linum tenue is the source of this 234-nucleotide messenger RNA. Lineage: Eukaryota; Viridiplantae; Streptophyta; Magnoliopsida; Malpighiales; Linaceae. The record is from the annotation of a GenBank genome assembly.
ACAAAAAAGCCUCCCUUCUCCUUCUCCUUACCCUCCGCCGCCUCGUUGUCGUCGCCGUUGAAAUCAAGAAGCAGAGGAAGCGGAAGAAGAACAAGAAGCAGAGGAAGCAGCAGUCGCGGUCGGCGUGGUCGCGGCGGAAGAGGCUGGGUUUUCCCCUCGUCAUUCUCAGCAAUGGACGCCAGGGCUAGAAGAAGCAAAAUUUGGGAGAAUUCACUCAAGUUGAAUCAGAGGGGG